UAGCGGAUAGAACAGCAAAAAUCGAAUAUGGCUGCCGUGGUGUUGAAAAAAUUUGCAGCGAUCUCGGUUUUCGGUUAUAUUUGUGCUCUCAGCGUAGCAAAACAGCAGUUUUAACACCGUGGAAUAUCGCGACACAGAACAAUCGUUUCGAGUGUUGAUAAAAUAUCGGCGAAAGCCAAUUUGCAGAAGCUGGAAGUUGCAAUUCGAUUGUGAAGGGACGAUUUUUUCAUGGUUCCUCUCGCUCUGCUGCGGAUCAUCAAUCAGUUCAACGUACGUUCGGAAGAAAGGAAAACGAAGGAGGAAUAUUCGCGUGGCCGCAUCCAAAGCUAGGGGCUCAACCAGUUCAUUCGGUCGAUUUCUCGGGCAGUGUCAUCAGGAUUCGCGUUCCAACCGGUGAAGCAAAGAAAAAAGGGAUUGGGAGAUCCCUGUGGAAUCAUCAGCCGUAAAAAAAGCAUUUCAUGCAAGAGGUGAAAACUGAGUAGUGGUGUAGGACUUCCAGAAGGCACAGGAGACGAAACGUCAAAAAAGGCCGUCAAGAGAGUUGGAUUAAGUUCAGUUCCGAGUUAUUUUUUGUGCCCAUCGCUUUCUCGAAAACAGUCAUUGCAUCGCCGUCAAUUGUGUGUAUUGCCAACACGAUAUUUUUUUCUUGUAUCGCAUCGAUCAUCUUUCCUCCCAGCGAUUGGUAAAUUUCGUGCAGAUAUUCUGCGACAAGUCCCGAACGAAAGCUAGAGAAAAAAGCUGGCCUUUUUCUUCUGCCGUGGUGUUGAAAAAGUAAGAAAAUAUGCGCGAUGAACGGAAGAAAAUUCCGCUGAAGAGUGUAUGCGAAGAAGAACAAUAAUUCGAAGCAAGUUAAAAAAAAUAUUACCGCGAGUGAGAGAAACGUGUGCCGACGAGUCCGAGUCCGUGAGAGAAGAGCGAACUUUUUUGACAGUUCGCAAAGUGCGUCGAGUUUGGGUGGCGAGAGUGUGUUUGUGUGAGCGAUAACAACAAACAACAAAAACAAAGUGAAAAGUGUGUGCGAGAGAGGGAACGGAGCUGAGCAGUGUUUCGAUUUUUCCUUGUUUUGUGCAUUGUUCCGGGAGUGAUUUUGUGGUGAAUUCGAGUGAUUUGAGCCUUCGGAAAUCCAGCUAAAUUUUUAGGAUAGCGAUUAUCCAAUUGUGCAGGAAUAACAACCAUUGGGAUUAGAGUGUUUCCAGUGCGUGUCCGGUGCUUUGGAUCUCGUGUUUUCACCCGAAAAGUAAUUAUCUCACAUUCGGUAGUGCCGCGAGUGUGUCGUCCUUCCCGGCGGUGUUUGUCGUGAGUGCGUGCGCGUGCAGCUGUUUCACUUUGGUCCUCGUUUCCAGCAAAUCAGUAAAAAUUCCCAAGAACAAGAGAAAAAGUAUGGCUGAAAACUCAAUCAGCAACAGUUUACCUCCAUCACAGCAUCAAAAGACAGCGGGCGGCGGCGGCGGGGGAGGAGGCAGUGUUUUGCACCAUAACAAAUCACUGGACAUGACGAGUGGUACGACGGCAGGAUCCGUUUCGGGGAAGGGUGCGGGUGGUAAACACGCAAACGUGAUUCACCGAACAACAAGCGAAAGUUUACGGUUAGGGGGUGGAGGCGGCGGUGGUCCUGGAUCUGCUGGCGGUGGAGGAGGAGGAGGAGGCGGAAGUGGUGCAGAGAAUUCAAUUAGCAGUGCGAUUCCACCGUCGUCAUUGAUGAAUUCUUCGGCUUCCAUAAACAGUAUCUCGAGAAAGGGUGGUGUUGGGGGAGGUGCUGCAGCAGCUGCCGCGGCCGCCGCUGCGGCUGCCGCCGGGAAAACGUCCUCAUUCAUGAUCACAUCAGUUACAGUGGGCGCUCGGACCAGCGCCGACAAUGGGGACGAUUCAGCCGAUGAUCUAGACGAGUCUCACACGGACGAUAACAGCCGAAUAACAGAUUUCGAGAACGAAACUCCUUCGUUUUCGGAGGACACAUUCAGCAAAGAGGAUGUAUUUUUCGCUACAAACGCAAUCGGUAGCGUUCCCGUCAUUCCGACUAGCUCUCAGUAUGGGCUUGCAAUCGUGGCACCAUCAGACCGUGCUCACGGUGCCGAAGCUCUCGCAGAUGCGAUGCAUGUCAGUGUCACAGAUGGCGGCAUAAACAUAAUGGGACAUGCCAAGGAGGACGGCAAGGAGUUGCAUCAUAGAAAUGAGCGUUUCAAAGUGGUGAAGAUUGAAAGUACUGAACCAUUCAAACGUGGUCGAUGGGUUUGUAUGGACUAUUUGGACCACACCACGCUUCAAGCGUCUCCAAAAGAGGGUGCUGUCGGACCUGUGGGAACGGAGAAUGAGACAACAGUGACGUCGACUAUCGCGGAAUCGAACGUCAUUCGCACCCAGGAUAGUGGCGUAGUGCUGAAUGACAACUAUACGGCCGCAACAGCCCCUAACACAACCACUUCGGAUGGUGAUAAUUCUGACUAUCAUACUCAUUUAGCUGCCAGUGUUCCGACUAAUCCUAUAAUAGGUCUGCUUAACAAUGAAUCUCCUGGUCAAAGUUUAAACCUGGCUCAACCGGUAAUCGGAAGAGUCGGUGGUGGAACAGUAUCACAAUCUCAGCAAACUAGUCAUGCUCAAACUUCAGCAGUGGCUCACAGUCUACCACAAUCACAACUGCAAAAUGCACUCGCAGCUGCGGUAGGCGGUCAGCCGCCAUCGGCUGCCGCUGGCCAGGCACAAGGACAAUCUCAGUACUAUCCUCACACCAUGUCCAAUAUAGCGGAAAUUGCACCACAACAGUUGCAACAACACCAUCAACAUGGUGUCACUCUGCCAACCAAUAUUCAGGUUCAGUCGCAGCAAACUAACAGCUCCGCUUCCGUUCCAUCUAACAUUCUUCCACCGGUUGGAUCAGCCGUGGGUACAUCACAAGAAAUGAACAUCGUCAUCAACAAUUCCCAGCACCAGCAACCACAGCAAACUAGCUUCCCUUCUCCUCAACAAUUCCAACAGCAGCCUUCUCAAACAAACUCUCCCGUAGUGGCUAGUAUUGGUGAGCCGAUUGCUUCGGAUGUGACGAUUCUUUCGCCCAACUCUUCCAUGAUUGCCGCUGGUACUGUUCCAUCAGUCGCUACAUCGACAGCAGUUGCGAGCGCUCCUACUCAGCAACAGCAGCAGCAACCAGAUACAGCCGGUUCUGUACCGAUCGGGCCUAGUGAACCCUUGGCAACUACUUCCUCUUCGACCACUUCCUCCCCAGUAACGGCCACUGCUGUUAUCAACACCGAUAACAAUACAUCAGUAUCCUCGUCGAUGGCCAACGCAGGCCCGAUGCCGGCCACCGUACCCACUGCGGUCAGUUCUCCUUCCAUAUCGACCACUUCGGUCACAGCAUCUGCCACAAACAGUAACAGCGCUAUCAGCAGCCAACACGCUUCGAUUGCUGCAGCAGCAGCCGCCGCAGCUGCCACUGCUGCCAGUGAUCAUUUGACGGAAUCGAACUUGUUGUCGGCCGUGGCCGGAGUUACCGCUGCGGCCGUUGCGGCAGCCGGCGCCGACGACGGCGAAAAAACAGGAGAAGACGGCGAGAGCUUCGGCCGGGUUCAAAUGGCGGCGAGCGACUCGUUUGGAGCGGACGUUUCAUCGGCUGAAAACAGCAACGAACAUCACCCAGGUGCUCGGGUUCAUCUGCCAGCAGCAUCCACACAGAGUCUUCAGCAGGAUCUACAACUGAACAUACCCCUAGAUCGAACUAGAGUUCCUAGCAGUAGUGCUAGUAGUAUUAGUUUGAAGGAAAACAUUUACACAGACAUCGCUCUCGGCAAAUCGAUCCAAAAUUUAAUGCGACCUUCGACAAUUGGUGGAAGCAAUCGAUUGGCCAUGAAUUCAGUCUCGGCCGGCGGAGAGCAGCAUCAUGGUGAAAUGCUCUGCAAGGCGGCUUGCAAUUUUUUGACCAGCAACAACCACAGUGUGGCUACCUGCACCGUUCAGUAUCCUCACAGAUGUGUUCAAAAUUUAAUCAAAGAAGAACUCGGAUCGGUUAGCUCCCCUUCCUCUCGUGGCCCUGGAACCGGACCGCUAAGCAAUGCCGAUAGCUUGGUCAACAUACAUAUCGAAUCCGAACUGCAGCAACACGCGACCAUGGCGGCUACCGGCGGCGGAGGAUGUCAGUCGCACCCAAGCUCCGGUCGUUCCAGUCCGGCCCAACAGAUGUUCCACCAUGGUUCGCCUCCUAAGCAUUUGAGUGCCAUCGGCCACUCCAUGAGCAUACCGGGCAGCACACGGGCCAGUCGGGCUCCAUCGCCUUCGUUCCUGCACGCGGCCGCUGGCGAGCACUCAAGUGCAUCUGGGACGAGUGCAGUUGCAAUUGACAACAAGAUCGAGCAAGCUAUGGAUCUUGUGAAAUCCCACUUGAUGUUCGCCGUCCGCGAGGAGGUUGAAGUGCUGAAAGAGAAAAUCUCCGAACUGAUGGAUCGCAUCAACCAGCUCGAGUACGAGAACAACAUCCUGAAGGCGAACGCAUCCCAGGAAACGCUCUCCCAGCUCACGCCAAGCGCCGGUGGCGGCGGCGGCGGUGGUAACAACACUUCGGCCACGGCGGUAGCGGCGGCUGCUUCCGCGCCAACCCUCGCGGCAAAGGUUCCUCCCCCCUCAGCAAAUCCGAACUCGAACGGUUCCGUUUCCUAGAUAUUCCAGACGCUCUACUACCCGCUACUAGCUGCUUACUAUGAUAGUACUAGGAAAGGUUAUAACUAUUUCUAGCUGCGGGACAACAGGCUGCUGCUGCGGGUCACUAGGGGUGAUGCUGGAGAUGGUCUGAAUCGGUCCGCGAGACCCUUUCACAGUCCUUAACGAUCAGCGAUGAUGACGACGGCAUCACGCCGCGCCCCCUCCCCGUUGUCCCAUACACAACGUGAUGACGCACUCCGAUAAACAAAAAAAAAACAAUGCGCAUGCAAGAGAACACUGAACAAACUAGCAAACCAAUAAGUGGAAAUUAACAGUAUAGCAACAAGAAAACAAAAACACAUACACACAAGGCAAAUAAGAACUAUUUCCUAGAAUUUACUAGUUUGAGGUAAGAAGCUUCUUUCAUUCUCAACAAAAUUCCUAAUAAACUAGAAAUUUUAUAGUGACAGAUGAGAAAUUGAUACAGUGUUAGAUACGCCAAAAAAGAUAACCACAGCAUAAUUGCACGUUACAGUUUAAUUGCUAACAUUUUUCCAAAUUAGGGAAAAACAGGGAACACGUGAAAAGUGCACCUGAACUAGGCAGAGAGAGAGAGGGAGAAUACCAGAGAAGAAGCGCAGGGUUGAAUCAGGGGCAGAGAGGAAACAAUUUGAUCGAAUGUAGCACAAAAAUCCAUCAAAGAAAAUAUACGAUAUCUCGAAUUGUAUUCAAAAGCUCCGACAACCGAGAUCGAGCAUCCGGAUCAUUGUUUCCUCCCUCUGAAGCUAGAUAGAGAUAAAGUGUAGGUGCCAAACAUCACUAAAGUAUUUAUCAUGCAAUAUCCAACCGAAUCAAUGGCUUAUCUCAUCUUCCGAACCUAAAUUCGAUUCAACCUCUACCGGAAAAAAACUAAAGUGAAGUGAACAAACAUUUUCGUAGUACCAUAGUGUCAAGCGCGGCCGGUUCGGAAGUUAGGAGGAAACACCUGUUAUGAUUUGAGAAACCAAAUUUUUAGCUACACCACACCGCCCCUCAGAUCAGUUGACAUACAUUAUUCAUUAUCCGCAAUAAAGAAAAUGCUCACAGAUCGAACGUAACGUUGUUCUCAUCAUCUUUUGGUCCACGACGCACUCACAGGACUCAGCAAGGGAUGGAAAGGUGGUUCAACUUCUGAUUUGACCUCGGCAAAAGGCAACACAAAAUCAAUUUUUCCUUCUUAAAUAUAAAAUGUUUAGUUAGAGGAAGAUUAAAACCCGAAAUGUGAUUCUAUUGUACAUAUUAAUAUCUAAGCAGAGAAGGGUGUAAUUGGAAUACUGACGGAAUGAAUUAUAGGCGAAGGAACAGAAGUCAGGCUUAAAGUGCGUUGCAUAGAUAACCUAUUUCUUUCACACGCUAUUUAGACCAACUUUGUUUUUUUUUAUUCCCGGCGCAUGCAGUAUGAUAGUAAAACUGCGGAAAAUACGUGAUAAGCAUGAUUAUUAAUGAAUGAUCGCGAACAGAAUCGAGAUGUACAUAUUUAGUAGUAGAAUGAGAGGGACACUUUGAGAUGACUGCGGAUCGAGUGACCGAGUAUGCGAAACUCAUGAGAGUAACUAACUAACUAACUAACUAGAGAUGCCAACGACGCGAAUAUGUAUAGAAAGGAAAGAAGACGAGAGGGAGGCAACAACGAUUUUUCCACGCUCGAGGCUGCGGUCUAGUUCAUGAUUUUUUAACUCGAUGAAGCUUGAACUAGGCAUUGAUUUCGAUUAGCCUUGAUAGUGGGGACGGGUAGCCUCAACAAGGAUAUCAGGGAAUGACAGUUGUUUGAGUUUGAACUUGAGAAUAGGGCGAUGAGUCAGGCAUGUUUAAUGUCAAAGAAGUCCAGGUUGCGAGGUUGCGAUUUUUUUAUACCGGAAAAGCAUACUGUCGUUGAGAAUAGGACAUAAGAGAAGGAACUGUUGAUAGGCUGUAAGGAAAACCUUGUUUAUUUUUUAUAGGAUCUUUGUUCAUUUUCCUAGUUGAAAUGCAAUUAUUUAGUCACUCUAUUUAUUAUUUUGUAUAUUGGUUGACCAAAAAGAAAACAUUGCAUGAGAAAGAAAAACAUGCAAUUGUAGGACCGUUUCUCGGUAAAUCAAAAAGAGAAAGAAAAUGUGAAAAUCGACGAUUCAAAAACAUUGUGUAGAAUAUAAAAAAUGAAUCGAUGAUACGAUAAUGAUAAAAUGAAUUGAUCGAAAACUACUGUUUAAGUGAGAGAUGAGGAGCAGAAAAAUGUUAAUAAUAUAGUCACUAUGAAAUAUGAACGCGAAAGGAA
This is a messenger RNA of Toxorhynchites rutilus septentrionalis, 6922 nucleotides long. RefSeq names its product protein bunched, class 2/F/G isoform (gene bun). The coding region runs from base 1381 to 4647 and encodes 1088 amino acids. Gene Ontology annotation, biological process: regulation of transcription by RNA polymerase II. Lineage: Eukaryota; Metazoa; Arthropoda; Insecta; Diptera; Culicidae. The record is from RefSeq and is a predicted model, not a curated record. The transcript has 5 exons.